CGGGCAAUUGGCCAAGAUUGGCACAAUCUUCUUCUUCUUAUAAUUAAUAACUGGUUUCUUCUUAACACCCCAUAUCAGGAGAUGGGCAAGAUAGACACAAGAUUACCAGGUUUCUGUCUAAACAGGAUCAGGCCUCGUGUUAGAGUCCGCUCACCACCUAUACAAGCCAAGCCUAAUCUGAAUUCUACUAAAAAUGAUCAAAACAAUGAGAAUCUUGACAGUGCUGUUGGAGAUCAGGAGAAGCCUGGGAAUUCGGAGGGAAAACCCGUGGAGUUAAUCGGUAGGAAAAUCAUGAUAGUGGUCGAUUCAAGUAUUGAAGCUCAGGGAGCUCUACAAUGGGCACUCUCUCACACUGUUCAAAGCCAGGAUCUUCUUAUUCUUCUUCAUGUAACUAAAGAAUCUUCUAAGCAAGCCACAGGGACAAAAACCCGCAAGGAGAGAGGAGCUCCAAGGGCCUGUGAACUUGUAAAUUCUGUGAAAAAUAUGUGUCAGGUGAAGAGACCUGAGAUACAAAUUGAGAUUGCAGUGGUGGAAGGAAAAGAGAAAGGUCCAUUGAUAGUGGAAGAGGCCAAGAAACAAGAGGUGGCACUUCUAGUUUUGGGGCAGAAAAAGAGGUCCAUGACAUGGCGGUUGAUCAUGAUGUGGGCAAGCAAUAGAGUCACCGGUGGUGUGGUGGAAUACUGUAUCCAAAAUGCUGAUUGCAUGGCAAUUGCUGUGAGGAGGAAAAGCCAAAAACAUGGAGGUUACUUGAUUACCACAAAGCGUCACAAAGAUUUCUGGCUUUUAGCUUAACCUAGCAUUUGCCUAAACAUGUAUGCAGCAUAUCAAUUUGAUGUUUCCCCUUUCAUAUGUGGAGUUUUUGUUUUGUUACAUCGUUUGUAAAUCAAUGAUAAAUUCUACUCUGCUGAGAAAUUAUGAAAAAGGGAUGGAGAUUGGGGUGUGAA
Populus nigra (black poplar) is the source of this 944-nucleotide messenger RNA. RefSeq lists its product as uncharacterized. The record is from RefSeq and is a predicted model, not a curated record. Lineage: Eukaryota; Viridiplantae; Streptophyta; Magnoliopsida; Malpighiales; Salicaceae. The transcript has 3 exons. Bases 82 to 792 code for a protein of 236 amino acids.